Micropterus salmoides (largemouth bass) is the source of this 3531-nucleotide messenger RNA. It is a transcript of the gene dbf4b, whose product is annotated as DBF4 zinc finger B. Bases 156 to 2642 code for a protein of 828 amino acids. The transcript is spliced from 12 exons. Gene Ontology annotation, biological process: regulation of cell cycle phase transition; positive regulation of nuclear cell cycle DNA replication. Gene Ontology annotation, molecular function: zinc ion binding; nucleic acid binding; protein serine/threonine kinase activator activity. Gene Ontology annotation, cellular component: nucleus; Dbf4-dependent protein kinase complex. Lineage: Eukaryota; Metazoa; Chordata; Actinopteri; Centrarchiformes; Centrarchidae. The record is from RefSeq and is a predicted model, not a curated record.
CUUCGCCAGUGUUUUUAAAAAAGCGGCGGUUGCUUCUCGGCCACCUUUUAGUUUAUCAAUAGAAACAAUUUCUGAAACUUAGUUCUUCAGCACAGUAACAAAACGGUCCUGGUGUUUUUCUGUUAAGUUGAAAGCUCCUUUACUGCACCAGGAUCAUGCAGCACCGGCAGUAUGCAAAGGAGCAAGGCCUUCUGGGCUCACUGUGUCCUGGACAGAAGAAGCUGGAGGGGAAGACUUUUUACCUGGACAGUGUGAAGAAACGCUCAACAGCUCUGCUUUUGGAGACCAUAUAUCUUCUAGGAGGGGGAGUUGAGAGUUUCCUUCACAAGGAUGUGAGCUUUGUUGUGACUGGAAGCCAAGAGUGCCUGAAGGACAUGAAGUGUACAGAUUCCAAAGCAGGGGCAAAGGGGACGAGUGAAGAAACCCAGCGUCCUAUAAUGACGCGAGACAGUGACAAACAGCAACAAGCAACUCCAAGACCAGUGGUUUGUGGCAGCCGUGGGAAGGCCCUGCUUGAAAAAGCCAUGCGCAACAAUGAACGACUGCAGAGGAACAGUGUUUUGUCCAAUGCCCGAUCAUGGGGAGUGAAGAUUUUGUAUGCUGAUGAUGUCAUUUUAUAUUUGAAACAGUUGACUCGUGAGAGCUUGAGUGCGAUACAUGAGAAGCCAGAGAGGACUUACACCAAACAACAAGGUGCUCAUGUUGUCAAAGCUGCAGCUUUGAGGUCGCCUUAUCUUAAAAUUGAAGACUCGAGCAGGAAAUACAAGCCCCUGCAUAUGCAGUCUUUGACCUUCCCCACUUUAUCGUACUCGGGCAGAUUUAGUCCCUUUGAAUCUCCUCCUCCUCGGUUUGAAGUACAAAUUGACCAAGGAGAAAAUAAAACAAGGGAGAAGAAAAAGGUUGGAAGCAACAUUCAGGACAAAUCUCAAACGCCACUCAGCUGUAACCCUACACCUUGGCGGCCUCGCAAAAAGGACCUGUCUUACUGUGAAUGCUGCCAUCAACCCUUCACUAAUCUGGAGGAGCACUUGCAGUCUGAUCAGCACCGUGCAUUUGUGCUGGAUCUCUCAAACUACACUGCGGUGGACCAACUUGUGGCAGAGAUGCUUCCAGGAUUCGACCCCAAUCCACCUCAAAAGUCAGAAGAAACACUGAACCGACCACCAUCUCCUUUGCCCAUCCAAGAUGUCUGUGAACUGGAGCCUCUUACUGAUGUUGAGACGGAGCAUGCUGUUCAGGCCCUGCAGACACAAGGAUCAGUAUUCAUUGAGCACAUCUCCAGCCCUACUAGGGGUCCUCUUUCUUCUGGACCAGCCAACCCAUCACCAGACACUCCACCUGCUGACAUCCAGCCUUUCAUUACUAACCCAGACUGCCUGCUCCCUGGCAGCUAUCAUCGUGCUUCAAGUCCAGCCAUGCCUGUUUUGGAUGUUGAACCACAACCCUACGACCCAGUCAGCCAGCAGCCUGAUACUCAACAUGUCUCCCCCUCCCCUGACAGGCCAUGUCCAUCUCCCGACCCUUACUUCCUGCCUCCAGUCCUAAGCCCACAAGUCCCUUAUCCCCCCUAUAUUAUGGAGCCAUACUGUCUGUACUCUGAGCCUCCUGUCCUCAGUCCUCAACAUUACACUGCAGAGGAGGCUGUGGAAGGACUCAUGUGUGAAAUGGACACUGCAGUAAGUGUGUCUCAGUCUGUCCCAGCUGUCACAAUUCCCAUCUCCACCCCAUUUAUUCCUUCUGUAGCUUUGUCAAAUGAAGAAGGAGUAAAUGGAUCAAACCAGGAAAGUCUUUUAGGAUUUAGUGGGAUCAUAUGUCCCACUAAUGGUUUGCAGAGUUCUGCACUGUAUCCACGUAGAUCUCGUUCUCUCCCUCGACAGUCGGCGACAGCACCAAACCCCAAAAAGCGCUGCAGAUCAGCCAGCCCCGAACACAGCCAGUAUAAAAGGAGGAGGAUUACGUCUAAAUGUAGCUACAGUGGUAGCUGGACUAAACAUGGGCAUAACACUGCAAAACUAGAAAGUGACAUUAUGGCAAAACCUGAGGAUUGUUUAUUAUGUGACAAGAUCUCUUGUCAGAUAAUACAGUCUUUUCCUUACCCAAAGGAUUCUUCAACGUGCAGUGUAGAAACACUUUGUGUAAAUCAGACUUUUACCACGUUUUGUGUUCCUACUGCACAGAAUUUCACUCGGGCGCCAAAUCAAUUGGACAUUUUGCCACUCUUCUCAAAAGCAAAGAUUUUUGAUCCUCCAUUUCACUUCCCCAAUAAUAAAUCUCAUAGUACGUUUUCCAGUCAAGACUCUCAACGUUCACUAUCCCACUCCACCUCAGUGUGCAUCGAGUCGGCCCUCAUCCCUGACUUAGCCACGCUCUCUCCAUCAUCAUCAGACUCUGACUGGGACUGUGACCUGCUGUCACGGCUGGGACCGGCCUUGGACGCUCCCCUGUCGCCCACCGUGCAGAGCUAUGAGCUCGACAAGGAACUCCUCCACAGGCCGUGCACCUGGAUGCACGACACCAGCUAUGAGUCACGUCUACACAACGCCCUUCAGCCGUCAACCCCAACGACCUCACUGUGUGGGGAAGAAAUGGACCCCUCAGCGUUUUCCAGGACUGUAGUACAGAUUGUUGAAGUUCAGCACUGAUGAUUAUUUUCUAGACCAUUUUCAAAAACUGGAAGCCAUGUAAGGCACCUGGAGAACAGUCUUUGACUUUGUAGCUGCAUAUCCCACCCUAAGAAACAGUAGGAUGCACUUAAACUCAUCAAAAUAAGUCAAUGAAAGUUGAUAAAUAUUUAAAACUUAGUGUAAUAACUAAUAUGUGAUAUUAAGCUGUUUUAGAGAUGCAGAUUGUUAUUUUACUUUAAUUAUUUUGUUGUAGUAGAUGUUACUUGCAUCUUCCCACAAAUUUGAAGAGCAUCUAUUAUGAUUUUUCCUCUCAACCCCUAAUCCUCCUUGUGCACAGGACCCCUAAGCAAUAUUCUGUGUGUCGUGCUGACUGCAGUCUUUCAGCAGCUAUGUCCGGAACACGUGGCGGUAUUGAGAAUUUAAUGAGGCUUUUCUGAAGGGGGCAUUACUCAAUUACUGUAAGUGCUGCUGCAUCUGGAUCAGAUCCCACUUGCACCGGCAUUGAUGAUGCGUUGGUAGAGUGUAGGACUCUCGCAACCUGUGAGACAGAAAACUGUCCGAUGAAUGUCAAAUGGCCUUUCCUGCCUUUUGAAGGUGAGCCAAAGAACUGGCUUUGUGAAGGAGAGACAACUGCUUCACAGUGUGCUGCAGCCACAGGGAGGUUUAUCAGCUCACUUGUCAGUUUCUGCAGUGUUGGGUCACCUAACAUUGAAAACGUGUCAUUGCUCCUCAUAAGUCAAAGCCCCACGUUGUCAAAAAAUUGCACCUGAAUAUCUUACAUGGACUUUUAAAACAAAUGCAGAAAGCCGCAAGAAACACCACUUGAUGGAUGAUGAAUAGUCCUCUUAGGAAAAUGUAAAGUCAAUUCUUGUACGGUGUUUUUUAAAUAAAUGCUUUUAACCAUUAA